Messenger RNA from Salvia hispanica, 689 nucleotides. RefSeq names its product PyrD. Lineage: Eukaryota; Viridiplantae; Streptophyta; Magnoliopsida; Lamiales; Lamiaceae. The record is from RefSeq and is a predicted model, not a curated record.
AAAACAAUUGUGUAGAAACAGACGAUAUAUAAACGCACUGAGUUGAACAUCACUUGCUUCAUUUCAAGAUUCAACGCACCAAGAAAAAUCAUCAACCCUAAGUCUAAAGCUGAAUUGAUUGAACAAUUAGCUGCUGGUUUCACUAUUUCUCAGUUUUCAUUCACAGUGCUGCAAGGGAAGACCGCGACUGAUUUGAUUGACAUCUCUCGCUGACAGUAUGAGUCUGGCAUGUCUCGUAUGCCAUGGCGUAGAGAGUCCAUCACAUUCCUUCCGAAGCUACUCCGUGUCAAGCUCUGACAACGAAGGGAGAUGCUCGGCUAUCGCAAGCUGCUUGGCCAGAAAAACCGCACUCCCGCACUCAAGAGCCAAUCACGGGUUCGCGUCUUCUAAGGUGAUGCCCCAGCCCCUUCCAAGCACCGGCGUUGCCGGCCCUCCAAGGCUUGUCCGGAGCCAUGCUGUGAGAAGGGACAUCGUGAGGGACUGGAACUUUGACGAGGAGCGUUAGGCCAAAGCUCAAGAACGCGGAACUGCUCAAGAAUCGGAGGUCGGCCUCCCGCCUCCUUCAUUUUCUCUAUGUUGUUUCCUAGUUGAUGAUAUAUAUAUUCACAUGUAGUGAGUAUCUAAGCAUUUGUAACCAUACCUUGGAAGAUUCUGUUUAUAGCUCUUCUUUUACAUCUCUGGUUUUGAUA